Molecule: messenger RNA, 1074 nt
Organism: Penicillium chermesinum
Lineage: Eukaryota; Fungi; Ascomycota; Eurotiomycetes; Eurotiales; Aspergillaceae
Product: TauD/TfdA dioxygenase family protein
Exons: 5
Coding region: 1-1074 (357 amino acids)
Cellular component (GO): cytoplasm
Molecular function (GO): 2-oxoglutarate-dependent dioxygenase activity
Source: RefSeq, a predicted model, not a curated record
AUGGCUCCCUCCAUCGCUGAAGCAGCGACCUCCAUCGUUCCGGUCGUGGAAAGCAAACUUUCCACGAAAUCCGAACGAGAGCCCCUCCAGCUUUCAGGUGCACUGAACAGCUACGAGUCCUUCGAUGUUACCCCCAUCAUCGGACGAGAGUUCCCAAACGCAAACCUAAAAGAUUUGCUGCGAGCGCCAAACUCGGAUGAACUCCUCCGCGAUCUCGCGAUCACCAUCUCCCAGCGCGGUGUAGUCUUCUUCCGCAAGCAAGACGACCUAGACGACAACCUCCAAAAGGAGCUCAUCCAGCGCCUGGGCGAACUCUCCGGCAAACCCAGCACCUCAGGCCUCCACAUCCACCCCGUCGCCAAUUCUGGCCGCGAGCACGGCGUGAAGGACGACGAGAUCAGCGUCAUCAGCUCGCAGGGGCGCGAGAAGCUCUACACCAGCCGCAACAAGCGCAAGCAGUCGUCCCGCCGCGAAUGGCACAGCGAUAUCACCUUCGAGCCGAUCCCGAGUGACUACACGCUUCUGCGGCUGACAGAGCUCCCCAAGACCGGCGGCGAUACGCUGUGGGCCUCCGGGUACGAAGUGUACGACCGGAUCUCGAAACCGUACCAGCAAUUUUUGGACGGGUUGACUGCGACAUAUGCGCAGCCGGAAUUCAAUGAUAUCGCGGACAGGAAUGGCUUCAAGAUCCACCCCGAAUGUGGGCGAGGUGUUGACGGCGCAGCACCCGGUUAUUCGGACGAACCCUGUGACGGGUGGAAGAGUGUUUUUGCCGUGGGAACCCAUGUUCAGAAGGUUAAUGGGUUGGCCGAUGAGGAGAGUGAGCACUUGCUGAAGUGGUUUGUGGAUCUUAUUGUCGAGAACCACGAUUUGCAGGUUCGCCACCGCUGGUUGAAUCCGAAUGACCUGGCGAUUUGGGAUAACCGGUCGGUGUACCACGCUGCGACUUGGGAUUACGAAGGGCUUGGGCCGCGGACGGGUCAUCGCGCGGUUGGACUUGGGGAGCGGCCAUAUUUUGAUCCUAAGAGCAAGAGCAGAAGAGAAGCGCUGGGACAACUGCGAGAGACUGUAUAA